CACAAAUACAACCACCAGAGCAACGUAUACUACUAGCUGCGGGGUGCCACAACUUGAGAGAGCCGAUACAUUUAGGAGGACAACACAGAAAUGAGCUCCGCACCAUAUCAACCGAAGCAUGAUCAACCCUUCAACUUGGCCGAUGCCGUCGACCUCGACGUAGGAAUUCUGAGCAAUGAAAUCACACGACUAAGAAACUCCUUAGAUCAUCUACGGGCAUCCAAUCGGGAGCUUGAAGCUUUCAUCAAGGAUCCUGAGAACGCCGACGAUACAGACGGGCUAGAGGAGGUGAUCAAGGAGAAUGAACAGGUGAUCGAGGUCCAGGAGGACCGGAUAGACCUGCUGAAGCACGCUUUGGAGCAGAAAAUUGGAUCGGAUCCGGCCAACAAGCAUUACGAUUCGGUAGUAUCAGCACCAGCGAUUACAGCGCCGCCCGACACCGAGCGGACGGUCAUCACCUCACAAAAUGAUACAGAACCAGUAACAGGCGCGAAUCAGGGGCACGAUCCAGUACAGGAUACGACUCCAGCCGUAGGGGAGGAGGGCAUGUUCCUGUAGCUCGACCGGGGUCGACCUGCUCGACUGCUUUGUAACGUAACUUAAUGACCAUAACGAACCAGAAUGCUGACAUGUGAAGUCUGUGG
Molecule: messenger RNA, 644 nt
Organism: Filobasidium floriforme
Lineage: Eukaryota; Fungi; Basidiomycota; Tremellomycetes; Filobasidiales; Filobasidiaceae
Exons: 3
Coding region: 91-558 (155 amino acids)
Biological process (GO): proteasome regulatory particle assembly
Molecular function (GO): protein-macromolecule adaptor activity
Source: RefSeq, a predicted model, not a curated record